Messenger RNA from Triticum dicoccoides, 1922 nucleotides. Its product is annotated as pentatricopeptide repeat-containing protein At1g52620-like. The record is from RefSeq and is a predicted model, not a curated record. The transcript has 2 exons. Gene Ontology annotation, biological process: mitochondrial RNA processing. Gene Ontology annotation, cellular component: mitochondrion. Bases 1 to 1794 code for a protein of 597 amino acids. Lineage: Eukaryota; Viridiplantae; Streptophyta; Magnoliopsida; Poales; Poaceae. Gene Ontology annotation, molecular function: mRNA binding; protein binding.
AUGCAGCAGAAAGUAGCCGCUGGUCUCUGGAGUUCAAGGCCGGCCUCCAGUUCGUCCCGCGCCGCCGCAUUGCCUACCUCCUCCCUCCACCCUUCCGGCCUCCUCCUCCCACCGCAGCGGCGGCCGCCGCCUCACCGUUUCAUGUCCAGGCUCCUGCCCCGCAUUACCGCGCUCCCAGGCCGUCGCCGCAGCCACAACCCGAUCCCGCCCGCCCUCGCGGAGUCGCUCGCGCGGGUCCUCGCCACCCGCUCCACCAACCCGGCCUGGGCCCGCUCCCUCGCCGCGCUCCUCCCCUCCCCGCUCUCAGACGGCGGCCUCGCCGACGCCGUCGUCUCCCUGCGCGACCCCGACCUCGCCCACGCGCUCCUCUCCUGGUCCCGCUCCCACUCCGGCAGCCGCCACCAUGACGCCGACAAACUCCCGCCGCCCACGCCUAUCGCGCAUUCCGCCCUCCUCCGCCUCCUCGCCCGCUCCGGCCGCUUCGACGCCGUCGACUGCACGCUCCAGGACAUGUCUCGCGCGGGCGUCGCGCCCACGUAUGCUUGCCUCGGCGAGCUUGUGGCUGCCUACGCCGACGCCGGGAUCGAAACGAAGGCCACCGAUAUGUGCGAGCGCGUCAGGGCGCAAUAUGGAAUGCUCCCUGCGGCGAUCCACAGCAACUGCCUGCUCAGACUCCUCGUGGAGAGGCGGCAGUGGGACGACGCCCACAAGUUGUAUGACGAAAUGCUUGCUAAGGAAGGUGGCGCGGAUGAUUACAGCACAUGUGUGAUGGUCCGGGGCCUUUGCUUGGAAGGGCUGGUCGAGAAGGGCGUGAAGUUGAUUGAGGCGAGGUGGGGAGCAGGGUGCGUGCCAAAUUCUGUGUUCUAUAAUGUCUUGAUCGAUGGUUAUUGUCGACGCGGCGGCAUGGGUAGGGGACUGUUGCUCUUGGGUGAGAUGGAGAUGAAGGGGGUAUUGCCAACUGUGGUAACAUAUGGAACUCUUAUGAGCUGGCUCGGGAGGAAGGGUGAUCUUGAGAAGGUUACCUAUUUGCUGUCAGAGAUGCGGGAAAGGAGACUGUCCCCCAACAUUGAGAUUUAUAACAGUGUCAUCGAUGCUUUGUGCAAAUGCCGGUCUGCACCACAGGCAAUGGUAGUCUUGAAGCAGAUUUUUGCAAGUGGCUGUGACCCUGAUGUCGUUACUUUUAGUACUUUGAUAUCUGGGCUCUGCAGGGAAGGGCGUGUUCAAGAGGCUGAGCGUCUGUUGAGGGAGGCCAUUAGGAGGGAGGUAAACCCAAAUCUAUUCAGUUAUACUUCAUUGAUUCAUGGCUUCUGCAUUAGAGGACAAGUGAUGGAUGCAUCCAAUUUGCUUGUGGAAAUGAUGGAAAGAGGGUAUACUCCUGAUGUGGUCACAUUUGGAGCCCUGAUUCAUGGUCUUGUUGUUGCUGGGCAAGUCAGUGAGGCAUUGCUUGUCCGGGAGAAGAUGACAGCGAGACAGCUUCUCCCUGAUGCUAACAUAUAUAAUGUGCUGAUUAGUGGGCUAUGCAAGAAACAUAUGCUUCCUGCAGCUAGAAACCUUCUAGCAGAGAUGCUCGAGCAAAAUGUCCACCCUGAUAAAUUUGUUUACACCACAUUGAUUGAUGGGUUCAUUAGGAACGAGAGUCUUGAUGAGGCAAGGAAAGUAUUCGAAUUCAUGGAACAAAAGGGUGUCCGCCUUGAUGUUGUAGGCUAUAAUGCUAUGAUAAAAGGAUACUGUCAGUUUGGAAUGCUGGAUGAGGCAAUUGUAUGCAUGAACAACAUGAGAAAGGGGUUUGGUUAAUGGCAAAUGGGAUCCAAGGAAUGCAGCAUACAAUGCUAUUAUCUUCGGCCUAUGCAGACACAAUAUGCUUGGUAACGCAUUGGACAUAAUAAAUAAGAUGGCUAACAAAGGGUACUCACCGGACUCUG